GGCCCGGGCGGCGGCGGCGCCAUGCGGCUCCUGUUCCUGGCGGUGCUUCGGCCGCACACCGGCAACGCCGUCACGGCCCAGCGUGUCCGGGACCACCUAGAGGCUGCGGGACACGUGUGCAUUCUGAGAGAUGCCUUUGACUUUGAGAGCCCUUCCGACAUCGCCGACCUCAUCACGGCCGAGAACUUGGACGCAGCGCUGGCUCUCCAUCUCUACAGGGGAGGAAGGCUUCUGCAAGGUCAUCACAUUCCCUUUGGGAUCAUCUUCGGAGGGACUGAUUUAAAUGAAGAUGCCAACCAUGAAUUAAAAAAUGAAGUAAUGGGGAAAGUUCUUGAGGAAGCCAGGUUUGCCGUGGCUUUCACCCAGUCCAUGAAGGAGAAGGCGCAGGCCCAGUGGCCUCAUGCAACCGGGAAAAUCUAUGUCCAGAGCCAAGGAAUUGCAGCCACACCCAACCCUGCCUUCAACUGGAAGGAGUUUCUCCAGCGUUCAGAGAUCAACCAAAGCGCUGACAAGCUGCGGGUUUUCCUCCUGAUCUGCGGACUUCGGCAAGUGAAAGACCCUCUGUUCUUGGUGGACGCAUUUUCUGAAUGGCAUGAGGAGGAGCCCGGUGUUUACCUGGUGAUUGUUGGCCCUGAGGUGGAUCCAGAGUUCACAAGAGAAGUAAAAGCCCGGGUGAAGAGGACCUCCGGGGUGCGGCUGGUCGGCGAGAUGUCGCAGGGGGACCUGCACGCGGCCAUGAAGAACUGCUUCGCGCUGGUGAACAGCUCCCUCUCCGAGGGCAUGUCGGCCGCCAUCCUGGAGGCGAUGGAUCUGGAAGUCCCUGUGCUGGCCCGGAACAUCCCUGGGAACGCAGCUGUGGUGGAGCAUGAGGUGACUGGGCUGCUCUUCUCUGACCCCCAGGAGUUCAUUCACUUGGCAAAGAGACUGCUUCACGAGCCUGAGCUGGAGCAGGCGCUCGCCGCCCGCGGGAAGGAGUACGUGAGGAGGCACCAUGCGUGGCAGGUGGAGAGAGACACCUACCAGAGCCUCGUCAGGAAGCUGGCGGGCAGCGCGGAGGACUGAGGGCGAGCGGCGGGUCCGGUCCCAGCCAGCGCCCGGCGGCGCCCGGCCACCCCACGCUCCCCGCGCUGCAGACCGUGCCCAGCUGGGGGCCGGUGAUGGGUGAUGAGCGAGUCGGAGGAUCGUCUUUGCAACUCUCUCGCUUUGCAAGCCCUUGAGCGACCCGGACCCACCACUGCCAGUUCACAAAGCAGAAAAACAAUCGGAAUAGUGAGCUGAGGGUGCAGACAGCCUUUCUGGCCUGGUCCUGGGCCCCUGACCUCCAGCCCAGCCCCGCCAGGGCGCUGAGGGCCUGGAGUGCCUGGGCUGCCGCCACCCGCUCUAAGUUCCCGAGGAGCCGUGGGACUCCGCGUUCACUCUGCCGUGCCCGGCAAGGCUGCCCGAGGCCCCGCCCACCUCUCCCACCCAUCUCCCAUGGCCUGAGACUUUGCUGCCCCUGCCUCCCAGGUGCUCCUGGACCCCCAGGAGCAAGGACCUGCGAACAGUCACCAGCUUCCAGCCUGUAGCAGGCCUUAGCUGUGAGGCAUGGCCAAAGACACAGUGGCAUUGUCACAGUGGCCGUCACCACACUGGAACCGCCCUCCCUAGAGGCCACCGCCACCCCCGUGGCGGCCGCGUUGACCCCGCGCAGAGCCCCGCUGAGUCCCGACGCCAUCUCUUUCCAGCAUAGGUGCGGUCCGUC
This is a messenger RNA of Dipodomys spectabilis (banner-tailed kangaroo rat), 1741 nucleotides long. It is a transcript of the gene Glt1d1, whose product is annotated as glycosyltransferase 1 domain containing 1. Gene Ontology annotation, molecular function: glycosyltransferase activity. The transcript has 12 exons. The record is from RefSeq and is a predicted model, not a curated record. Bases 22 to 1062 code for a protein of 346 amino acids. NCBI's taxonomy places the organism in Eukaryota, Metazoa, Chordata, Mammalia, Rodentia, Heteromyidae.